Messenger RNA from Leguminivora glycinivorella, 1000 nucleotides. Its product is annotated as juvenile hormone-binding protein-like. The record is from RefSeq and is a predicted model, not a curated record. Bases 76 to 789 code for a protein of 237 amino acids. The transcript is spliced from 6 exons. NCBI's taxonomy places the organism in Eukaryota, Metazoa, Arthropoda, Insecta, Lepidoptera, Tortricidae.
GCAUUGUGAGUAUAAAAGGCCGCUACGAUUUGCAUCGAUAUUAGUAUUAAACAGAGAUUAUUAGAAGUUGGAACAAUGAACUAUAAAAUUUACUACAUAUUCACGUUGGCCCUCUUCAACGCUGUUUUUCCUGCAACUUCAAGCUCAGAGUCCCUACUCAUUUCAUGUUAUGUCGGGGAUAUCGAAUGCAUGAAAAAAUCCACGGAGACUUUUCUAAAGCACACACGUGGAGGAAUACCGGCCGCAAACAUCCUACCUAAUGACCCUAUACACAUAUCAGCAGUGGACGCGCCAUUUGAGGUUGACGAUUUGGUGUACUUGAACAAAAAUGUUACUGUGUCGGGGAUGGCCAAUCAGAGGCUGGAAGAUCUUCAAAUGAACCUUGGAACUGGUUCGGUGGUGCUGACGACAUCAGGCGAUGUGUCCAUAGACGGGGAUAUGGUGCAGGUCUUCCGCAUCGUCGGCAAAAGCGUGGCAGGGCGUUUCAGGGCAUAUGGACGUGUAUUGUGCACAGCUUCUUACAGUUAUUCGUUUAAUCGGGACGGCAUGGGAGUGGAACAUUAUGUAGUCGGCCCCGAAACUAACUCUUGCGAUCUUAUCAGUAGUCCCGUACUUUCGUUCAUCUCUUCAUGCAAUGCUAAAUUUUGUCCAGUCGACAGGAAAGAUUUGUGGAAAAAGAAUGCCAGCAAAAUCGUCGAGCAGGCGUACGCUGUUCUCAUCCACAACAUCAGAGCGGCCGCCAAAGUCCUGCCUGCGACUGCCUUCUUUAAAAACCCCCAUGGGUUAUAAAUUAGGAUAUGUAUACAACAGUCUGCAAAUUUAUAAAUGAAAGGGCUAACCGCACAUUGAAUACUAAUUAUUAUAUAUUAUGUAUAUUGGAUUCAUUAUGGCAAGUUCUGACGUCUGGGCGUCUACAUGAUAAAAAUCUAUCCUAUGUUUAUUAUAUUUUAGACACAAAAUUAAGUUUUUAAUUCGAUUACACGAUUAUUUCGUUAUAUUA